Syngnathus typhle (broad-nosed pipefish) is the source of this 6226-nucleotide messenger RNA. RefSeq names its product ATP-binding cassette, sub-family A (ABC1), member 5 (gene abca5). Lineage: Eukaryota; Metazoa; Chordata; Actinopteri; Syngnathiformes; Syngnathidae. Gene Ontology annotation, biological process: lipid transport; transmembrane transport. The transcript is spliced from 38 exons. Gene Ontology annotation, cellular component: intracellular membrane-bounded organelle; membrane. Bases 417 to 5423 code for a protein of 1668 amino acids. The record is from RefSeq and is a predicted model, not a curated record. Gene Ontology annotation, molecular function: ABC-type transporter activity; ATP hydrolysis activity; ATP binding.
AAAAAAAAGGACAUUUAGCUCUGUGAUGUCCAAAGACUUUAUUAUAUAACGUCAUUUUCAUGUGGUAUUUGUCACACUUAAUCUUUGUUACCACGGGGGCUUAUGCGCACCGCCUGAUUUGUUGCACGUUGACUUGCGUCUUUUUGUUCUUUAAGUCGCGUUUCUGAUGUCAACUGUCGCCUCAUCUGAUUGAUGCAAACCUCUGUCACUCAUACCAGGAGCGAUUCUGAUUGGUCGACGUCGUGUUGUGAGGGGCGUGCACUUUGGCAACAGGAAGUAAGAGACGAACGCUAUACGAACCCAAAAAGAUCCACCUUGCAAAAGGCUUUAUUAAAUGCCUUCAUAAUCUUCGUGUCCUACGUGAGUUUAUCAAAUGUGAAGCCAGCAUUGAGCAGACGAGCUGCGGUACGCACGUCAUGCACGCCAAGCACGCCGGGAGUAGCCGAAAUGCUGCAGUGUGGCAGCAAACCCGAAGUCUUCUACACAAAAAUCUGCUCAUCAAGUGGAGGACCAAACAGCAGAGCUUGCAGGAAGUGAUCCUGCCCCUGCUGCUUCUGGCUCUGUUGAUCGUCAUCAGCAAUCAAAAUCCGCACAUCUACUACAAUGGAGUGUCCACCAUGGAGCUGCGAUCGGACAAAGUGAUCUUCACCGCUGCCCUCGGCUACACGCCCGUCACCAACGUCACCAGCCGCAUCAUGGACGAGGUGGCCCGUGAGAUGGACCUCCUCGACAUGUUGGAGACGUUCGCCAGCGAGGCGGCUCUGGAGAACGCCAGCUCUUACGAUCCAUCCGGCCUGGUGGGUGUGGUCUUCACGGACCCGUCGGCCACUUCCUACAGCCUGCGGUUUCCCUACAACCAGCUGCCGCAGCCCAGUGACUUCACAGAGUCCAUAGGCAAUUGUCUGAGCAGUACCAGCAACUGCCGAGCGGCCAACUACUGGUACUCAGGAUUCAUCCGCCUCCAGUCGCUGAUUGACGCCGCCAUCAUCCAGAUGCAGACCAAGCGUGCGGUGUGGAGUGAGAUGGACGUGCAGGCGGUGAUGAUGGGUCAGCCGGGCUGGGUGGAGGUGCACAAGUUCCCGCGCGCUCUGAUCUCCAUCUACCUGGUGCUGGCCUUCACUCCCUUCGUCACGUUCCUCAUCGUCAACGUGGCGGCGGAGAAGGAGCGGCGCAUCAAAGACACCAUGAGCAUGAUGGGCCUCUGCGACACGGCCUUCUGGAUGUCGUGGGGGCUGCUGUACGCCGUCCUGGUGGGCACCAUGUCCGUCCUGAUGUCCAUCAUUGCCACCUCCACGGCGCUCUUCCCCAACAGCAACUUCCUGCUCGUCUUUUCCCUCAACUUCCUCUACGGCAUUUCCACCAUCUUCUUCUCCUUCAUGCUGACGCCGAUGUUCAAGAAGCCAAAGUUUGCCAGCACGGUGGGCUCCAUGCUGACGGUGGUCUUCGGAUGCCUGUCGCUCUUCACCAUCCUGAUGACGGAUUUCCCGCAAGCGCUGGUCUGGGUCCUCUGCCUGCUCUCGCCCUCGGCCUUCUCCAUUGGCAUUGCGCAGGUGGUGUACCUGGAAGCCCAAGGGGGCGGUGCCAUGUUGGGCUCCCUGGCCAGCGGGCCUCAUCCGCUCUACAUACCGCUGCUCAUGCUGGCUGUGGACUGCCUUCUCUACCUGCUGCUUGCCAUUUACUUGGACCAGGUGCUGCCGGGCGAGUUUGGGAUGCGGAGGUCCCUGCUCUACUUCCUGAAACCGUCCUACUGGUCCAAGCGCAGCGAGCGCUACACAGAAGUGACCACGCCGUACGAAGCCGAGGUGAACGGCACUCCCAGCGCCGGCGAAUCAACCGAGGCCGUCUCGCCGGAGUUCCGGGGCAGAGAGGCCAUCCGCAUCAACAACAUCAGCAAGGUGUACAAAGACAAAGACAACACCGUGGAGGCCCUCAGAGGUCUGACCUUUGACAUUUACGAGGGCCAGAUCACGGCUCUGUUGGGCCACAGCGGCUCCGGGAAGUCCACGCUGAUAAACAUCCUGUGCGGCAUCUGCCCGCCCAGCGGCGGCUCGGCCACCAUUUAUGGCUCCCCGCUGGUGGAGAUUGCUGACGGGCCCGAGAUGAAGCGGCUGGUGGGCGUCUGCCCGCAGUUUAACAUCCUCUUUGAUGUCCUCACCGUGGAGGAGCACCUUAACAUCUUCGCCGCUAUUAAAGGCAUCCCGCCGGCCCAUGUGGACGCCGAGGUGUCCAAAGUGCUGAAAGAUCUAGAUCUGGAGAAGAUCAUGUCUGCUCAAGCCAAGAAUCUGAGUGGAGGCCAGAAAAGGAAGCUGUCAGUGGGCAUCGCCAUCCUGGGAGACCCUAAGAUCCUUCUCCUGGACGAGCCCACGGCCGGCAUGGACCCGUCCUCCCGACAUCAAGUGUGGUCCCUCCUGAAGAGUCGCAGGGCCGGCCGAGUGAUUGUCCUCAGCACGCACUACAUGGACGAGGCCGACAUCCUCGCUGAUCGCAAAGCGGUGAUCUCGCAAGGCCGCCUGAAAUGUGUGGGCUCCUCCAUCUAUCUCAAGACCAAGUGCGGCGUGGGCUAUCAUCUCAGGAUGUCCAUCAGCGAUCGCUCCGAUGUGGCCAGUAUUUCUUCGCUGAUCCAGCAGCACAUUCCCAAAGCCAAGCUGACUCGGCAGCAGGAAGCGGAACUCAACUUUACUCUGCCUUUCGAGAGCAUGGAUGCCUUUGCGGGUUUGUUCUCAGAACUGGAUGCCCGACCCAACCUCGGCUUGGUCAACUAUGGUGUUUCCAUGACAACGCUGGAGGACGUUUUUCUGCGUCUGGAGGCGGAGACGGAAGUGGACAAAGCAGACUACAGCGUGUUCAACCGGGAGGUAGCGGAGGGCGGCGAGUGCGUCGGCGCCACGCUCUACGGCGACGAGUCGGACCAGCGGCUGCUGAUGUUCUCAGACCGGGCUGAGUUGGCGCGGGGCGUGGCGCUGUGGCGCCAGCAGUUUGCUUGUGUGGCCUGGCUCCACAUGCUCAACUUGUGGCGCGAGAGGAAGGCCCUGAUUUACGUGCUGUCCCUGGUGCUGGUGUUUGUGGCCACCUUGCUGCUCUUGUCCUUGUUCACCGGGAACAUCCUGGUCCACUCGCCGAGCCGCCGGUUCCUGCCCGCCGUGUACCUCCUGGCCCCAAAGGAGCUUCCCCGCAGAUACGCCAGCAGCCUCCUGCUUUGCAACUCCACAGGUGCGGACAUUUCCGACUUUGUGCACAACGUGGAAGGGCAGGGCAUCGCGGUGGAGCUGAGCAACGUCAGCGACUACAUGGCGGCGGCUCCCCACAGCGCCGCCAUCAACGUGACGGGAUCCGGCAAGGGCUUCACGUACAGUUUGGGCUUCAACAGCACCACGGUACACUCGCUGCCCAUCAGCGUCAACAUCCUGAGCAACGCUCUCCUGCGAGGCCUCAACAGCACCGCCCGCAUCCACACUUGGAGCAAACCUUUCGACUACCAACUGCCACUGGUGGUCUCCCGCGUUUUGAUCGUCAUCGAAUCUGUCCUCCUGGGAAUGCUGACGGCCGGCAUGCCCGCCUAUUUUGCCAUGGAGCACGUGCGAGACCGAGAGCUCAAGUGCUGCUCGACGCUGCGCAUGUCGGGGCUUCUCCCGUCGGCCUACUGGUGCGGGCAGGCGGCCGUGGACGUACCCCUCUUCUAUCUGGUGGUGUCGUGCAUGAGCGUCACCCUCUUCUCCUUCCACGGCGACAACCUGCUCACGGCCAGCAACCUGAGCGCCGUGAUCUUCUGCAGUGCCGGCUUCGUUCCGGCCGUCGUCCUCUUCACGUACGUCUGGUCUUUCAGCUUCUCUCGAGUGCAAAGCAACCGGGACUUCAUGUCCAUCGUUUGCAUGAUGGCGUGCGUGGUGUCGGGCUCGCUGGUCCACCUUCCUCUGGUGAGCAACAGCAACAGGGUGACGCAACUGGUGCACAACACCCUGUGCAUCUUCAACCCGCUCUACCCGCUCAUGGGCUGCCUGGGCUGCAUUGCUACGACCUCUUUCCUGCCAUCGUCGCAUCCUGACAAAGACUUUGUGUUCAAUAAUCUGCUGGUCUCCGUUUUUGCGCCGUACCUACAGUGCGUACUGCUGCUGCUGCUCCUGCGCUGGCUGGAGCGCCGUCACGGCGGGAGGACCUUCAGGACGGACGGCUUGUGCAGGAUUUCAUCGGCGCGGAGGCCCAAAGUGGAACGCAACCCCGAAGACGGCCCGGACUGGCACGAGGAUGCCGACAUCCAGAUGGAGAAGGCCAGGGUCAAAGAGGCGCUCACCUGCCACCUCGGCGACGAGAAGCCAGUGCUGGUCGCCAGCAACCUGAGGAAGAUGUACAAAAGUCGCAGGGAAGGUUUUGCUCUCAGCAAGAGUGGAAAAGUGGCCACCAGGAACGUCUCCUUCUGUGUUCGAAAAGGCGAGGUUCUCGGACUGUUGGGCCCAAACGGAUCGGGCAAGAGUACCGUCAUGCACAUGCUGUCUGGGGAGACGGAGCCCACGGCUGGACAGGUGCUGAUGGGAGAUUUUGGCACGGGGUCGUGGGGCGCCCCCCCGGAGCACGUGGGCUACUGCCCCCAGGUCAACCCGCUGUGGCCCAGGAUGACACUGCUUGAGCACCUGGAGGUCUACGCAGCCGUCAAGGGGCUGAAGGCACGCGACGCCCCCGAGAUCAUCCAGCGGGUGCUGAACGCUCUGGAGCUGAAGGAGCACGAGCGCAAGCAGGCCAAGUCUCUUUCCGGAGGACUCAAGAGAAAACUCUGCUUUGCGCUGAGCAUGAUCGGGAACCCCGAGACCCUCCUGCUGGACGAACCGUCGGCCGGGAUGGACCCCGAGUCCAAACAGCGCGUGUGGAGGGCCAUCCGCGCCGCCCUGAGGGACCACCAGCGCGGCGCUGUGCUGACCACGCACUACAUGGAGGAGGCGGAGGCCGUGUGCGAUCGUGUGGCCAUCCUGGUGUCGGGCCGGCUCAGGUGCCUGGGCUCCAUCCAGCACCUGAAGGCCAAGUACGGCCGAAGCUACAGCCUGGAGCUGAAACUCGGGGAGGCCGGCGCGGGACUCCACCUGACGGCGCUGGUGCACAAGGACAUCGUGGCCAUCUUUCCGCACGCCUCCAGACAGGAGAGCUUUGCCACGUUGAUGGCGUACAAAAUCCCCACGGAGGACGUCCAUUCUCUGGCCACCGCCUUCUCGCAGCUGGAGCGCCUGAAGCAAACGUACAAGUUUGAGGAAUACAACUUCUCGCAGUCCACUCUGGAACAGGUCUUCCUGGAGUUCGCCAAGGAGCAGGAGAAUGAGGACGACCAGGCGGGCUCGCUCAGCACAACCUUCCAGUGGCGCCGCUUGUCAAACGAACAGACCCCCGACGACCGCUCCGUUGACAACCGCGGCGGCGACAGUGUUGUUCGACAGCUGUGAUCACCUACUGUGUGCAAAAAAAACAAAAACACUGCGUGUGUGGCGCCAAAUCUUUAGCAGCCCUUUUGCACGGCUUACCGAAGCCUACGUUAAAGGCCGCGGCAGCUGCGUGAAGGCCAGAAUGUCUUGAUAUCUCGAUAUCUGAGGAACGGACAGCACAAAGGGGACUUUUUUCAUCAUGUCUUUUUUGAAAGUGCAAAUCGUCCAGGGUGAAAACACUGAAGCAGAAUGCGAAAAGAAGAUGGAUGGAUGGAGGGUAAGAUUUCCUGAGCCGCGUUCACACUGCCAAAUCAACGCUCGAGCCACUUCUUUGUCAACGUGCACUAUGAACACACAAAUGCCAGCUUUGCUGAUGAUGUUUUUGUAAGGCACAGGUGAAGGAGGCAUGAAAGGACUUAUUUAGUUUAGGUUUCUUUGAAUUUUGUGGAAAUGUGAUCCGUCCCAAGAUGGAAGCACCAAAGCAGCUCUAAGUAGCAUGAUCACAAUAUUGGUCUUUAGAUCCCGUCCCUUCAUUUCACACUGAUGCAGACCCAGCUGAGUACCAGGGGUGGGCAACUUUUAUUUUGGGGAUUUAAUUUUGAUCCCCUGAAACUACUGAAUUAAUGUAUUACAUUAUUUUUGUUUUGUAUUCAUCUGAUGUGUUUAUUGGUUUUGAAUAAUUGAUCCCCCAACGUAUAUUGAGAAGCUGAAGACAAUUACCCAUAAUACAUUAGAUUGAAAGUAAACAGCCCGUUGCAUUGUGGGAACGAAUGCCGAUCGAAAAUUAUGCGCUCCACACACAUAAAGCCUAUUUGAGUCCCUAA